UCUAUAUAUCUUCACGCAAUUCUAGUAUGGAGUGCCGCAGCACUCACGCAAAAAUAGGUCUUUGUCCAAAAGAUUAGGAUUGGCAUGUGCAUUUUGAAGAUUUAAUUUGUAGUGUUCCUCUACUAUUCUUUCUCUGGUUUCUUCCUACCAAGUUGAAGCUAGACAUGGAGAAGGAAAUGGAGGCUGCUUUAGUUCAUGUGGAGACGACCCAGCAACACAUGAAUCCACAUGUACUAAGGCGCAAGGGUGGCUUCAUUACCAUGCCUUUCAUUAUAGCAAAUGAGGCACUAGCUAAGCUGGCUAGUGUUGGACUUAUGCCAAACAUGGUAUUGUAUUUGAUAGGGGAUUACAGGCUCCGAGUACUGAAAGCAACCAAAAUUAUGUUCUAUUGGUUUGCCGCUACCAAUUUUGCUCCUGUGAUUGGUGCUUUUGUGGCUGAUGCUUAUUUGGGUCGCUUCCUUGCCAUUGGUUUAGGUUCAAUUCUCAGUUUCCUGGGGAUGGCAGUGAUGUGGUUAACAACCAUGGUCCCAGAGGCAAGGCCAUGCAGCCAUUGUGAAGAAUCAGCAACAACACCCCAAAUGGCUAUCUUACUCUCUUGCUUUGCUCUCAUAUCCAUUGGAGGUGGGGGCAUCUCAUGCUCCUUAGCAUUUGGUGCUGAUCAACUUAACCAAAAAUCCAAACCCAACAAUCCGAGGGUCCUUGAGAGCUUCAUAAGUUGGUACAUAGCUUCUCAAGCCAUUGCUGUGGUUUUUUCCUUAACCGGAAUAGUUUACAUCCAAGACCAUUUUGGAUGGAAACUGGGUUUUGGGGUCCCAGCAGCACUUAUGUUCUUGUCCACUCUCAUGUUCUUCCUCAUUUCUUCACGUUAUGUCAAGCAGAAACCACACAGCAGCUUACUCACUGGCUUUGUCCAAGUGCUUUUCGUUGCCUAUAAGAACAGAAACCUUUCAUUUCCACCUAAGGACUCCACUUGCAUGUAUCACCAUAAGAAGGACUCACCCCUUGUUGCUCCAACUGAUAAACUAAGGUUUCUAAACAAAGCUUGCAUCAUCAAAGAUAGGGAACAGGAUAUAGCCUCUGAUGGAUCAGCCUCAGAUAAAUGGAGUCUUUGCACAAUAGAGCAAGUGGAAGAACUAAAAGCCAUCAUUAAAGUUAUUCCUCUUUGGUCUACCGGUAUCAUGGUGUCAGUCAGCACUAGCCAAACAUCACUUUGGUUGCUCCAAGCCAAAACAAUGGACAGACACAUCACUUCAAGCUUCCAAAUUCCAGCAGGCUCUUUCGGUGUGUUCAUAAUGUUGGCAGUGUGUGUAACUGCUGGUGUCUAUGAUCGUGUCAUCCUUCCUCUAGCAUCAAAAGUGAGAGGAAAACCAGUUACUAUCAGCGCCAAAAAGAGAAUGGGAAUUGGACUGUUUUUCUCAUUUUUGGACUUUGUAGCCUCAGCUGUUGUUGAGAGCAUAAGGAGAAGGAAAGCAAUUAGGGAGGGAUAUAUUAAUAAUCCUGAGGCAGUGUUGGACAUGUCUGCAAUGUGGCUCAUCCCACAUAAUAUUUUGUGUGGUAUAGCAGAAGCCUUUAAUGCAAUAGGGCAAUCAGAGUUCUAUUACUCUGAGUUUCCAAGCAGCAUGUCAAGCAUUGCUGCAUCCCUAUUCAGCCUAGGAUCUGCUGUGGGAAACUUGGUGGCUUCUCUUAUACUCAGCAUUGUGGAUGACAUUACUUCCAGAGGGGGAAAAGAGAGCUGGGUUUCAGAUAACAUUAACAAGGGUCACUAUGACAAGUACUAUUGGCUUCUUGCCAUAAUGAGUGUUGUUAAUAUACUCUACUAUUUGGUUUGCAGUUGGGCUUAUGGCCCUAGUGCUGAACCAGCUUCAAAGAAGGAAGAAAGAGGGAAUGGGGUUCGUGAUCAACAAGAAGAGGCAAUGUAAUGUGGGACACACACAUGUUGAAGCCCAAAUAACUGUUCACUUAAAAUUAAUUAGUCAUGUUGGUCUCUUGGUAAAAUAAAUCUGUUUAAAAUUUAAA
Messenger RNA from Glycine soja, 2016 nucleotides. Its product is annotated as protein NRT1/ PTR FAMILY 1.2-like. Gene Ontology annotation, cellular component: plasma membrane. NCBI's taxonomy places the organism in Eukaryota, Viridiplantae, Streptophyta, Magnoliopsida, Fabales, Fabaceae. Gene Ontology annotation, biological process: oligopeptide transport; transmembrane transport. Gene Ontology annotation, molecular function: transmembrane transporter activity. The transcript is spliced from 4 exons. The record is from RefSeq and is a predicted model, not a curated record. Bases 165 to 1919 code for a protein of 584 amino acids.